Molecule: messenger RNA, 760 nt
Organism: Phragmites australis (common reed)
Lineage: Eukaryota; Viridiplantae; Streptophyta; Magnoliopsida; Poales; Poaceae
Product: large ribosomal subunit protein eL21x/eL21w
Exons: 2
Coding region: 95-589 (164 amino acids)
Biological process (GO): translation
Cellular component (GO): cytosolic large ribosomal subunit; ribosome
Molecular function (GO): structural constituent of ribosome
Source: RefSeq, a predicted model, not a curated record
ACCCGAACCCCCGCAAACCCUAGCGCUCCCAACCCACUCGCUCCCGCGCCGCCGCCACAGCCGCCGCCGCGCGAAGCAAGCAGGAGCAGCCAGGAUGCCGGCGGGCCACGGGCUACGCUCUCGGACGCGCGACCUCUUCGCGCGCCCCUUCCGCAAGAAGGGGUACAUCCCGCUCACCACGUACCUGCGCACCUACAAGAUCGGCGACUACGUUGACGUCAAGGUGAACGGCGCCGUCCACAAGGGCAUGCCGCACAAGUUCUACCAUGGCCGCACGGGCCGCGUCUGGAACGUCACCAAGCGCGCCAUCGGCGUCGAGAUCAACAAGCAGGUUAAUGGCCGCGUCAUCAGUAAGCGCAUCCAUGUCCGCGUGGAGCACGUGCAGCCAUCAAGGUGCACCGAGGAGUUCCGCCUGAGGAAAGCAAAGAACGACCAGUUGAAGGCUGAUGCCAAGGCUCGCGGCGAGGUCAUCAGCACCAAGAGGCAGCCGGAGGGUCCCAAGCCCGGCUUCAUGGUUGAGGGCGCCACGCUCGAGACCGUCACCCCCAUCCCGUACGAUGUGGUCAAUGACCUCAAGGGUGGUUACUAGGAUGUUUGGUCCAUCUACCUGCAUUACUACCAGUUCAUUCGAUGCUACUCUGUUGAGUACGAUUUUGCUCGCUCCGAGCAGUAGUCUGGACCUAUUCUGUGAUCCUGAGCAUUUGCAGAAUGCUAUAUUCCGUGAUAUUUGCUUCUGAGAACGAAGAUGUGCUUGUUUCAA